Messenger RNA from Drosophila bipectinata, 621 nucleotides. Lineage: Eukaryota; Metazoa; Arthropoda; Insecta; Diptera; Drosophilidae. The record is from RefSeq and is a predicted model, not a curated record.
AUGCCUUACAAAGAAACCACCAACACCAACACCGCCAUCACAAACACCACCGCCACAACCAGUAGCAGAAGGAGCAGGAGCCACACCUCAAGUACCAGCCAGGCCAAUGCUAAUCCCUCUACCACAACCAAUGCCAAUCCCAAGCCAAAGCGGCGCCGCCGGGCUCCGCUACUCACGGCCAAAAAGCAACGAAAAAGGGCGGCUUCAAGCUCGCCCACUCCGGACGAAACUGAAGAGGAUGAAAUUCCUGUAACCAAGCUCAGAACAACUGCUGCUAGUGGAGGAUCCAGGCGUAACCGUGGUUCUUCCACAGCGGCUCCCAUGCCAGUUGCUGCAACGAACUCACCCGCUAUGCCACGUCCUCCGGCCAAGCGCAAAGCGGCCGCCAGUGGAGGUGGAGGAGCCACCAAGCGCAGCCGUGAAGCUUCCGUGGUCGCUCCCACAUCCCUGGCAAAGCCAAGCAUCUCUCCAGGCAAGAAGACCGCACCCAAGCGCAAGACAGCGGCAGCAGGAAAGGGGCCAGUCGCGAAACGUGGUCGUGGGGCGACAGCUACUCCCCCUCGGGCAUCGCCGCCAAUGACACGUCAGCGCGCCCGUCAGAAGAUCUCCGCCAGCAACUAA